GAGCUUUGGAAGCCCUUGAAUAUUCUGACUCCUCCCCAUAAUCUUGCUGUUUCCUUUUACUGAAAAUUUGAAGGCAGUUGAGUGCUUAGAGAAAUCUUUGUCUUACCUUGUGCCCACAGCAAGCUUGGCAUCCUUCCUCUGGUCUCCACCCUCCCAUCCCCCAAUCCCCACCCAGCUGAAUUAGAAUACUGUACAUUGUGUAGCUUGAACUCUUGAAUACAAAUGUAGAAGAAACAGAAAGACGAGGUAGCGGUCCUCGAGGUCCUACUGGAGAAUUGCCACUUCUCUCUUCGACAGAGUUUUUGUAACCCAAGUUGGAGAUAUCUUCCAAAGAUGAAUUUCCAAAGUCACUUUUUAGUCAUCUACCUGCUUCUUUUGUUCUUUUACCCAAGAGGUGUCAUGGUAGAAAAGAAUGUUGUUUGGGGCAUACUGACUCAGUCCAUCUCCUUGGACAUCCCUGAUUUUCUGAAGGACCAAGAUAAAGAUGAUAUACGGUGGUUUAAAGGACCUACCCUGAUCGCAAAAGUAAACCGAAAUGGAGCUAAUCAUAAUUUUUACCGGAGAGACACAAACUAUGAGAUAUUCACAAAUGGAACCCUGAAAAUUAAAGAACUGGAGAAAAACUCUGAGCAAAACUACAAGGUGUCAGUGUAUCAUAAAAAUGGAACAAACCUUUUGGAGAAAGUAUUGAUUCUGCAUGUAAUGGAGGCUGUUUCAAAGCCAGAAAUGACGUGGAACUGCACUGAAAGAAUUGUCACUUGUGAGGUUCGGAAGGGGACUGAUGCUGAGCUUACUUUGUUUGAAAAUGGGACACAGCCUUUGAAGAUGGGGACCAUGAAAAAAGAGGGAAUGCAGCUCAAGUACACCUGGCCAAAGAAGCACCCACCACAAAAGGAGUUCAAAUGCGUGGCAAAAAACCCAGUCAGUGAGGAGUGGACUGUGGGUCAAACCCCCUGUACAGUGAAAUUCUGGAACAUUUAUCACAUCCUGAGUAUUUGUGGAGGAGGGAUAAUCCUGUUAAUCUUCUUAACUCUGAUCAUUUCCUGUUUCCUGAGGAGGAAAAAACAAAAAAAGAAGCCAAAUGUUACAGAUCAGAAUCUGGAGAUUAAAAUCUCCAGAGCAAAGGAAGAGAGAGUUCGAAAGCUUCAUCAGAGUCCAGGUCACCAUCCACAACUACCUGGUGAUCGCCAUCCUCAGCAACCAGGUGGUCACCGUCCUCAGGCCCCUGGGCAGCAUCUCCAGGUGCCUGGUCGCUGUCCCCCAGUACCUGGCCAUCGUCCCCAGCCGCAGCAGAAAAGGCCUUCUCCAAAAGUCCAGCAGCAAACUGGCCCUCCCUUGCCCAGGCCUCGAAAUCAGCAAAAGCCUCCACACCAGGAAAAGGAAAAAUGAGAAUGAUUUCUCCUGGGGGAAGUUUCUCUCUGCUCCACUUUGGGAACAGAUGUAAAAAAGAUCCUUCCAAUCAAACAAAACUGCAGUUUUCCCUAUUCAUGGUACAAAUUCCUAUGAGUGUUUUCUACUGUUGGGCUACUACUUUUCCUAAGUAUCUCUGGUCAUGGACAAUGUGUGGGGGGUAUAUCUACUCUUUUGUAAGGGAGAGAGAAAAAAUAUCAAACGAUGGAAACCAAAGUGACUGAAGACUUGUUUACCUGGCCCAGGAUAAUGUGGCCUCUUGGCAGGAUUCCUCCAUUGUCAAAGAGGAAAAAGCAGUUAAGGGUGCAACCAUUAAGAGGAUGGACCAUAGUAUCACUGAACUGGAGGUUGAAGGGACCCCAGAUGACCAAGUGACAAUUCUUGCCCUUGACAAGAGAAUUCUUUGAUGUUUUCUUGUUCAAUCCAGUAAGUAAGACACUUUGCUAGGUACUAGGAUGAUAAAAAUAAACUAAAAAAUAGUCUUUUUCCUUAAGGAACUUAGAUCCUUCUGGGUUCAUACAACACAUAGACAAGUAAGUACGAAGUCAUUUGAGGAGAAGGGAGAGGAUACCAACAACCAAGGCCGGGGUUCUUUGCCUUUUCUGUGUCAUGGACUCUUGGCAGUCUGGUGAAGCCUAUGGACCCUUCUCAGAAUGAUGCUUUUAAAUGAAUAAGAUAAAACAAAAAGGAAUACAAAAGGGACCAAUGAUACUGAAAUGGUUAUUAACAUUAAAAAAAAAGUUCAUAGACCCUAAGUUACAAAUUCUUGAACUAAGGGUAUCAGAAAUACUUCCGCUGAGAGAGUACAGAAACUGAGCCUUGAAGGAAGGUAGGGAAUAAUGGAUAUUGUUUAAAAAAAAAAAAGCUUUGCUGGGCUAUGCAGAUGUUGUGACCAUGUGUAACUAAAAGAGAAAAGCCUUGUCUUGAAGUGUUUGUGCUUGUCUACUCUUUUGUGAGGGAGAGAGAAAUCAUUGCUGUGACCUAUGUUAGAAUGUAGAACUGAGUUGGACAGGUUUACUUAACAGGAGAAGAAUCAAACUUGGGUCCUAAAGUCCAGUCAGCCCAGGUCUAUAAAAUUCCCUAUCACACACACACACACACACAUACACAUACACACACACACACACACACACACACACACACAUCCAAGUCCUGUGGCAUGAAACUAGAAAGGGAGGUGUCGACUCCCCGGCUUGGUGCGAUGGAUGAACCAUAGCAAACUGGGAGGAGCACAAUUUAGAAUUUAGACUUGGUUCCCCAGUGCUGUUCAGAGCUGCCCACAAUCCUCCUCAAUGACUAUUACUGCUCCCCGCUCCCCAAUAGCUGUCCUGCACAAAUAUUCUAGGAAGUAGAAAAUCAUAGUUCACAGGACCAUAGACAAAGAACUGAAAGGAAAUUUGGAGGCUCUGUAAUCCAACCUUCUCCUUUUACUAAUGAGAAAACUGAGGCCUGGAGAGAUGUAAUUACUUGUCCAAGGUCACAUUGGUAGAAAGCACAGAACUGAAAGGGAUCAGAGUUUUGGAGGUAUAAUGGAUCUUAAAGGCCAUCUGGUCCAACUGCUUCAUUUUGCAGGUGAGGAAACCAAGCCCCAGACAGGUUGAUUUGCCUAGGGUCCCACAGGUAGUAACCAGCACAUUGGGGAAUCAAACCUAGGUCUACUGAUUCCAAAUGCAAUAGUUUUUCCAUUGUACCAUUGUACCAUUUCACAUUGUCUUGUGAACCAACCCACAUUCAUUCUGGACUGGAGGUCAGCAAGAAGCCAAUCAGAUGGCAUGAACAAUAGCAGGGAUGAGAAAGAAUUUGGUUCCAUCAAAUAGCCUUGAUGGGUCAUUAUCGAAAGGUCACCCCAUAGGCAUGCAGAGAGCUUGGGGCUGGCCAAUGCCCUCUGCAUGCCUAUGCUCACUUCCAUAUGGGACUUCAUAUUCAGGCACCCUGGAUCAGGGAGGAGAGAAGAAACAGGAAAGAGCAAGAAUUGUCAGUUAAAGUUCUAAAGUGGAGGCAAUGAAGUAGGUUCUUUGAAACAGCAGUGUGAUAUUUGUGGCCUCAUCCCUCCCUGGGUUUCUCAGACUAGUUCAGCCUUGCCAGGAAACACUGAGGUCUAAACCACAAGCUCUCUGCACACUUAAAACUUCCUGUAAGAGCCCUGGUGUGUGUUGAACGCUUUGCCCACUUCAUAUGAGUCUUCAGUUCGAACACGUGGAGUCAAUCAUUAAAAAAGUUAAAACCCCGCAUUUAUUCGUUUGGAACCAGCAGGAUAACAACAUUAAGCCAAGCUUCUACUUAGCUGGAUACAAGAGGGUCAUACAUCCUCUCCCUUUCCUCCAUCUGGGCAAUGGAGAAGAAUCCUCCCCCUCCACCCCCAGCCCUGAGACCCAGCUCAGACCCCACAUUAUUCAAAAAGUCUUCUGUAACCCAUCAGCAUGCUUCGAACUCUCUCUCUUGCUCUGAAUACCUAGUUAUCUACAUGCCUUUAGUAUAUGAGUGCCUGGCACAAAGUUGGUGCUUAAUAAAUGCUUGUUGAUCAAUUGA
Messenger RNA from Vombatus ursinus (common wombat), 3939 nucleotides. It is a transcript of the gene CD2, whose product is annotated as CD2 molecule. The coding region runs from base 334 to 1389 and encodes 351 amino acids. The record is from RefSeq and is a predicted model, not a curated record. Gene Ontology annotation, molecular function: signaling receptor binding. The transcript is spliced from 5 exons. NCBI's taxonomy places the organism in Eukaryota, Metazoa, Chordata, Mammalia, Diprotodontia, Vombatidae. Gene Ontology annotation, biological process: cell-cell adhesion; positive regulation of type II interferon production.